AUGGCUGCUGCACCCGAGGAGCAUCCCGAGGAAUUCCUCGUCGCUGAUGACGAAAUCUCUGACAGCGAGGUGGAUCUCGAAAGUCUUCGCUCAGAAACCACAAGUGUGAAAAGCUCAAUCCUCGAGUAUCGGAUAGAGAAUGGCAGGUCGUAUCAUAAGUACAAGGACGGCAAAUAUGCCUUUCCCAACGACGACCAAGAGAAUGAGAGACUCGACAUGCAGAGCGAGAUCUGUAAUCUCACCUUCCAUGGCAAGAUGGGAUUUGCGCCGCCCGCGGAGGAGGGGGCCAAUGUUGGGCGCAUUCUGGAUCUUGGCACAGGAACUGGUCUAUGGGCCAUAGACUAUGGUGAUCAACACCCCGAAACAGAGUUGCCUGAUCAAGUCGGGGAGCAGGUGUUAGGCGUUGAUCUCUCGCCAAUUCAGCCAAGAGACGUCCCGCCGAACGUCCACUUUGAGGUCGACGAUGUUGAAGAGGACUGGCUCUACUCGAGGCCUUUUGAUUACAUUCACAUCCGCUUCUUGAAUGGUUCGAUUGCCGAUUGGAAAAAGCUGGUCACUAAGGCCUACGACAAUCUUGUUCCUGGUGGCUACUUCGAGAUUCAGGAAAACGAUUUCGUUUUCACUUCUGAUGAUGAAACUCUGGCACCCAAGGCACCUCUCGCUGAGUUCGGCAGAUUGGUUCGGGAAGCCGCCGCAAAGUUCGGGCGUGCCUUCGUUCCCUGCCCCGAAUUGAAAGAUAUCUUGACCGAGGUCGGCUUUGAAGACGUCGUUCUCGACAAGUUCAUAUGGCCCUCUAACCCCUGGCCCAAAGACCCUUAUCAUAAGACGAUUGGGCAGUGGAAUUAUCACAAUUUUGUGGACGCUGCAGAGGCUCUGGCUCUGGCCCCUCUGACGCGCGCACACGACUGGACUAAAGAAGAAGUUCAGAUAUUCCUCAUUGACGUCCGGAAGGAUAUGAGAAACCCUAAAGUACACUCCUACACUAUUGUUGGCAGAAAGCCUUUGAAGAAGGAUGCCCCUGCUGCACCUCAAGCUUAG
Colletotrichum tamarilloi is the source of this 1038-nucleotide messenger RNA. RefSeq names its product UMTA. The record is from RefSeq and is a predicted model, not a curated record. Lineage: Eukaryota; Fungi; Ascomycota; Sordariomycetes; Glomerellales; Glomerellaceae. Bases 1 to 1038 code for a protein of 345 amino acids. The transcript has 8 exons. Gene Ontology annotation, molecular function: methyltransferase activity.